AUGCCUCGGAAACUAAUCAUCCUCGCCUUCGCCAUAAUCGGUUGCGCCGCCGCCCAAUUCGACUCGGCCACACAAGGUCCCAACCCACAGGACAUCGCCACACCCGAACCCGAAUAUAUUGACAUCGACGAACCACUGCCCGCACCAGCCGCCGCGCCCAUCCCAGUACAAGCUCGUUCCAGCUUCAUUCCCGCACCACGUCCCGUUGCCCAACCCAUCCCCAUUGCGGCGCCAUCCUUUGUCCGUGCACCCACCCAAGCCAUUCCCAUUGCGGCGCCAUCCUUCGUACGCGCACCCACCCAAGCGUAUUUGCCACCCGGCAGCAGCCACGCACAAGGCGGACACGUCUUCAGCCCACAAGGCGGCUACCAAUACAGACAAGUGCGCAGACGUUUCGUCUAUCGUCGCCGUUAUUAG
This is a messenger RNA of Bactrocera tryoni, 417 nucleotides long. Its product is annotated as arabinogalactan protein 1. The record is from RefSeq and is a predicted model, not a curated record. Lineage: Eukaryota; Metazoa; Arthropoda; Insecta; Diptera; Tephritidae. The transcript is spliced from 2 exons. The coding region runs from base 1 to 417 and encodes 138 amino acids.